GAUUUUGUAAAUAUAUUUUUUGUACGAGUAUCACGUUAUCUGUGGACGAAGCAAGCUAACAUCAUUUAUACAAAUUUCGGUCUACGACAAUUAUCGUCUUUUUGAAGUAUUGAAGAAGCCCAGACGACUAAUAGAGACCUGAUUGAAAUCAUUCAUUGUCCUUUUCAUUACGUACUUUUACCGGCAGUCUGAGAAACUCUGGAAAGCAAACGGAACAAAUUUCCCUCAGAGUUUUCAGAGCUUCAAUUUUCCGAACCAUAAAAAUAAACUUUCUUCACGAUGUCAUUUUUCGAAUGCACGGAUCUGAAAGAAUUGGUUCCGAUUCCAGAGCCAGGAACCAGGUCGUUUGCUGAUUUCUACUUGGAAGAGAUAGACAAAUAUCCCGCCAGUUUCAUUGUAGAUGGCGUCUCAGAAGAAAAGCUUCAUUUUGCGGAAAUGGCUUCACAUAUUAGAGUGUGCAGCUCUAAUUUGCUCAAGAAAGGCUACAAAAAAGGAGACACGAUUUGCUUGAUGAGUAAGAAUUGUCACAACUUUAUCGUGGCACUCUUGGCUGGAUCUCUGUCCCAUGUUACCAUCUCACCGGCCAACCCAGCAUACACUGGCCACGAGCUUCUCUACCAACUGGAUUUCAGUGACUCCAAUGCAGUUAUUGUUGGGAGUGAUCAAAUUGGAUCUCUAGAAGAUGCUUUGAAGUUGGCGGUCGAAGAGAAGCGAAAUCUCGAUCUGAAAGAUAUUUAUGUCCUGAACUACAAUUCAACGGUUCCUGCCACAAUCCAGGGAAUAGAAACGAAACCAUUCGAACAUCUACUGCGGACAGAUAAUGGUAGUUUGAUGGAAGCCGAGACAUCUCUGGACCCCAAGAGCGAUGUCUGGCUCCUACCGUUUUCCUCCGGAACUACCGGACUCCCAAAAGGAGUUGCACUCACACACUACAACAUGCUGGCCAAUAUUUGGCAGUUCGUCAAAUACGAUCCAGUGUUCGGCUUGAGAUCGCACCACACGUUGCUUGCAGUCUUGCCUAUGUACCACAUAUACGGGUUGUUCUGUUUUGCUCUGGCGGCCCCGAUGAAUGGAGCUAAUGUAGUUUUGCUGCCGGAAUUCAACCCGGUCAAUUUUCUGCUGUCGAUCCAGAAAUAUAGAUGCUCCCACGUGUACAUAGUGCCACCAUUAGCUUUAUUUUUGGGCAAAGAUCCAAGAGUCAAGGAGUAUGACUUGACGUCUCUUAUCGAUGUAGUCUCAGCGGCCGCACCCUUAGCCGCCGACGUUGCCUCUCAGGCUUUCGAGUCGCUUCAAUCUCAGGGCCUCAGGGACUUCGCUAUUAGACAGGCAUGGGGCAUGACAGAACUGAGUCCAGUGGGAACUGCUGGUAGAUACAAGGCCAAUGACCUGGACUGUUUCGCCUCAAUCGGGGAUCCUAUUCCCUUCACUCAGGUGAAGAUAGUGGAUCUGAGCAGUAGAGAGGUGGUUCCCUGGGGCCAGGAGGGGGAGUUGUGUGUGAAGGGUCCACAAGUCAUGAAGGGCUACUUCAAGAAUGAAGAGGCCACAAGGAAUACCAUCGACACUGAGGGAUGGCUCCUGACAGGUGACAUAGCGAAGGUCAAUGAGAAGAAGCAAAUGACAAUUACGGACAGACUGAAAGAGCUCAUCAAGACCAAAGGAUUCCAGGUUGCACCGGCGGAACUGGAGGGAAUUCUGUUGACUCACCCCGCUGUGCAGGACUGCUGUGUGUUCGGCACACCCCACGACUCCCUCGGAGAAGCGCCCUCCGCUUGUGUGGUGCUGAAACCAGGGGGAGGAGCUAGUCGUCUCCCCUCGGAGCAGGAACUGAAGGCAUUUGUGGGUCAGAAGGUGGCGCCUUACAAACAAUUAGCCGGUGGGGUCACUUUUGUGGACCAAAUUCCGAAAACAGCCAGUGGCAAGAUACUCAGAAGAGUGCUCAGAGCUAGAUUUUUGUAACAAUUUUUUUAGAAGCGCUUUGUUUUUACAAACUUUUCUAUCUGUACAGUACAUUGUUCGAUAGAACAGAUCAAGCAAAAAAAUUUCUAAAGAAAAACGAAUUCUUAUUUGGCAGAAAAAUAAUCUCGGAUCAUUUACUUUAACCUAAACCUCACUCGCAACCAGGGGCGGAAUUGACCCCCUCACCAAUCUGGUAUUAUUUUAUGACGUCCAUUUUGGUCGACCAACUAAAUUUUUUCUAAAGGCGCUUUAAGCGCCAAUAUAGGCUAAUUUUGAAGGGGGACAACUAAUUUCCAAAAA
Messenger RNA from Symsagittifera roscoffensis, 2256 nucleotides. RefSeq lists its product as uncharacterized. The transcript is spliced from 7 exons. The coding region runs from base 280 to 1956 and encodes 558 amino acids. Lineage: Eukaryota; Metazoa; Xenacoelomorpha; Acoela; Convolutidae. The record is from RefSeq and is a predicted model, not a curated record. Gene Ontology annotation, molecular function: CoA-ligase activity.